Messenger RNA from Colletotrichum godetiae, 1380 nucleotides. Its product is annotated as nucleotide-diphospho-sugar transferase. The transcript is spliced from 3 exons. Bases 1 to 1380 code for a protein of 459 amino acids. The record is from RefSeq and is a predicted model, not a curated record. Lineage: Eukaryota; Fungi; Ascomycota; Sordariomycetes; Glomerellales; Glomerellaceae.
AUGAUUUACACGGCCGAAUACUCGGAUAAUUCUGACACAGAAGGUUCUGUGUCAUCAGUCAACUCGACGCGGGCUGCUCCUGCCGGUCAAGUCCGUAAUGGAACGCAACCCAACCCCCCUUCACUUCUGACUACAAUACUAGAUUCUCCUCGGAACAACCCAAAACACUGGCGAUACGAACCGUGCCCAGUUCAGGCCUGGCCAAAAUGGACCAACAGAGAUGUCACCGUGAUUCUCCCCACGAUUGACCCAGGUAACGUAAAGUUCGUAAAAUGCAUACUCUCGGUACUCGAAAACAGGCCCGCCGCCAUCCUAAUCGUCACCGUCGGCGCCAGGAUGCGCCGGCGCUGCGAGAAAGUCGCCAGGCGCUACAAGGAACAGUACCCUUCCACCAGAAUUGGUGUGAGCGCCAUCCUUCACCCCUCGAAGCGCCGUCAGGUCGCUCAUGCCGUACCACACGUUGACACCGAAAUCACGAUCCUCGCUGAUGACCACGUAUACUGGCCAAGCACCGAAUUCAUCACCUCGGUGCUAGCCCCCUUUGAGGACAACAAUAUGGGCGUGGUGGCGACCUACAAGCGCGUCAUUCGUACGACACCUGGUAAGUGGUCUGCUAUUUCCAUUGUGAACCUAAUCGGGUGCUUUUAUCUCCUUCGCCAUAACUGGGAGCUGCGCGCCUCUAAUGCCAUCGACGGAGGCGUCUUUGUCGUUUCUGGUCGCACCGCUGCCUACCGGACCAAGCUCCUCAAGUCACCGGGGUUCAUGGACAGGUUCUGCAGGGAGCGUUUCUUCUUUGGUCUUUUUGGCGGCAAGGGUCUCGGCCCCGACGACGAUAACUUUCUCACCCGCGAGGCGUACCGACAUGGCUGGAAGAUCAAGUUUCAGCAGACCGAAGACAGCGUGGUCGAGACGUCGCUGGGCGACGAGAAUGCCGUCAAGUUCCGGGGCCAGCUGGUCCGCUGGGCGAGAACGACGUUCCGGAGCAACCCGUGCAUGUUGAGGCAGAUAAGCGACGUCUACACCUGGCGUAUGCCAUACACCUAUAUCGCGGUAUACGCAGCUUCUCUCUUCAAUUUCGCUCUUUUUUGGGACACAACGCUGUUUAUAUCUCUGGGGCUCUUCACGAGUGAAAUGGGCUUGCUCGCGCUUUGGGUCUUGUGGACCAAGACCAUCAAGCUCUGGCCGCACAUUCUCCGCCACCCCUCCGAUAUCCCCUUGAUUCCAUGCCAGAUUCUCUUUGCUUACGCUCACUCUAUCAUCAAAGUUUGGGCACUCUUUACAUUCUGGGAUUGUGCUUGGCUGGGUAGGAACUUGGAUGCUGUCGACGCCGAGUCCAAGGAGUUGAAGAAGGAACUUGGUAAGCACUUUACCUAUGCAUAG